Molecule: messenger RNA, 435 nt
Organism: Tarenaya hassleriana
Lineage: Eukaryota; Viridiplantae; Streptophyta; Magnoliopsida; Brassicales; Cleomaceae
Product: transcription factor LUX-like
Exons: 1
Coding region: 1-435 (144 amino acids)
Biological process (GO): regulation of DNA-templated transcription
Cellular component (GO): nucleus
Molecular function (GO): DNA binding; DNA-binding transcription factor activity
Source: RefSeq, a predicted model, not a curated record
AUGGGACAGCUCAGGGCUAAAGUCAUUAAUGGCGGCGGUGCAGUGGCAGAGUGGGAGGCGGGGCUUCCGACCGGAGCAGAUCUUCCGCCGCUGUAUCAGUUACUGAUACCGCAAGGACUAGCUUCCGCUUUCCUCAUCUCUCCGCAGCAGAACCCCACCGUCGUCGAUGUGGAUCGUGCGUCGGAGACGACCUUCUCCUCCAUCCAAAACGGCCGUGUAUCUCACGCGCCGUCGUCCGACACGAAGAAACCCAUGACGGCGGCGAGGAAGCGGCAGAGGAUGGUGUGGACGCCGGAGUUGCAGAGGCGGUUCCUGGACGUGGUGGGCCAUCUGGGCGUGAACAACUCCGUCCCCAAGACCAUCGUGCAGAUGAUGAACGUGGAAGGGUUGACUCGCGAGAACGUCGCCUCUCACCUCCAGAAUGUAGAAACCUAA